AUCAACGUGCGACCAUUCAAAGACCUGCCCUUCACUUCUAUAAUGCUGUCACUUCGAACAUAAAAACACCGCCAUGAGUGCAAUAUAAAGCUAAGUCUAUGGAUCGACAACCUUAAAACAAAAGUGACCGCUGGGGAAUUCAUCAUCCAGGUUUUAUUACCACAGUGAGUUUGAGAUAGCUAACAUGCUAAUACACCAUGCUACUACUGUCAACAUUUCCAAGUGUCGAUGGCAGCGCCGAACUCAGCCGAGAGAAAAGCCUGCUGGGAAGCCAGGGAUUUCUUCUGGAAGUGUCUGGAUGACAACAAGGACAAAUCAUCAACAUGCCACAACUUCCAAGAAGAAUUUGAGGCUAAAUGCCCAGCUCAGUGGGUGAAAUAUUUCAGCAAAAGAAGAGACUUCCUGAAAUACAAGGAGAAGAUGCAGACGGAAGGCUUCACUCCUGCUGAAGGCCCCCGGGGCCAGGCCUCCUAACCAUACAGUAAACAUCACCAGGGGCCAGGCCUCCUAACCAUACAGUAAACAUCACCAGGGGCCAGGCCUCCUAACCAUACAGUAAACAUCACCAGGGGCCAGGCCUCCUAACCAUACAGUAAACAUCACCAGGGGCCAGGCCUCCUAACCAUACAGUAAACAUCACCAGGGGCCAGGCCUCCUAACCAUACAGUAAACAUCAUGUCAAACACAACAACAGCAAGGCUUUUUGACAUAUUUGGGGCCUUAAGAACUUAUGAUCAUAGUGGUGUAUUUACAAACCCUGUUUCCAUUUGAGUUGGGAAAUUGUGUUAGAUGUAAAUAUAAACGGAAUACAAUGAUUUGCAAAUCCUUUUCAACCCAUAUUCAAUUGAAUGCACUACAACGACAAGAUAUUUGAUGUUCAAACUCAUAAACUUUUUUUUUUUUUUUUUGCAAAUAAUAAUUAGGGCCCGCCAUGGCCCAUUGCAAAAGGACUCCCACAGGGAGUCCUUAUGCAAUGGGACAUAAGGACCUAUUGAAUUUCUAAGGUUUUAUUCUUUAUUAUUAUUAUUAUUCUUUAUUAUUCUUCCGCCGCCUCUUUGAGCACUAAUUUGACCCACUUAACAUGCUUCAAAACUCACCAAAUUUGACCCACCCAUCAGGACCUGCGAAAAGUGUCUUUUAAUACAAAAACCAAACCGCAAAAAUCAAAAUUGCGCUCUAGCGCCCCCUAGAAAAAAAAACAACUAGACUGCCUGUAACUCCCACUAGGAAGGUCAGAGAGACAUGAAACAAAAUCCUCUAUGUAGGUCUGACUCAGACCUAACUUUCAUAAUGGUACAUUCUUGGGCUAAAAUCAACAGGAAGUUGGCAAUUCCCCCUUCAAGACAAAAAAGUACUAAAAACAGUCACUUUUGCCUCUUUGAGCUGUAAUUAGACCCCCUUAACAUGCUUCAAAACUCACCGAACUGAACGCACACAUCAGGACUGGCAAAAACUGUGAUCUAAUAAAAAAACCUAACCCCAAAUUAAAAAAUUGCGCUCUACAGCAAUUUUUUUAUAAAACGGAGACAAAACUGCUCCUCGGAAGAAAACAUUUCCAAAACUGCCUGUAACUCCCACCGGGAAGGUCGCAGAGACAUGAAACAAAAACCUUUCCGUAGGUCUCACUUACACCUACAUUUCAUCAAUUGACAACCCCCAGCAAAAAUAUACAGGAACUUUGCUAUUCCCCCUUCAACACAACAUUUUUGUAAAAACCGGUCACCUUUCUUCAAAAAUUAUCUCCUCUGAGCGCGUUUGUUGUUUCGGCUUCAAACUAACACAGGUGAGAGAUUGAACCCUUCUGAUUAAAAGUUGGCGAAAGAGUUGUGAUACCUGCUCCGGUUUGGAUUUUAUGACCUUCAAAGACCCGCUGCACUUAUGCUCCUGCGGUGCUGUUUUUUUAAGAUGGCUGCUCAAAAGCAGGAAGCACCAACGUGCCCACACAAUGCAGACAAGGUAGGUACACUAGACAAAAGUCUUGGGACACUUCAGACUACAAGUAGACAAAAGUAUUGGGACACUUAGGACUAGCACCUGCCAAAUACGCGGGCCCGAACAACGCUGCUUGCAGCUUUAAUUAACUUAGAAUUUCAUGGCUGCGACACGUGACAAAGUAGUUGGGAAAGGGCAUGUUCACCACUGUGUUACACGGCAUUUCCUUUUAACAACACUCAGUAAACGUUUGGGAACUAAGGAGACACAUUUUUUAAGUUUCUCAGGUGGAAUUCUUUCUCAUUCUUGCUUGAUGUACAGCUUAAGUUGUUCAACAGUCCGGGGGUCUCCGUUGUGCUAUUUUAGGCUUCAUAAUGCGCCACACAUUUUCAAUGGGAGACAGGUCUGGACUACAGGCAGGCCAGUCUAGUACCCGCACUCUUUUACUAUGAAGCCACGUUGAUGUAACACGUGGCUUGGCAUUGUCUUGCUGAAAUAAGCAGGGGCGUCCAUGGUAACAUUGCUUGGAUGGCAACAUAUGUUGCUCCAAAACCUGUAUGUACCUUUCAGCAUUAAUGGUGCCUUCACAGAUGUGUAAGUUACCCACUAAUACACCCUCAUACCAUCACACAUGCUGGCUUUUCAACUUUGCGCCUAUAACAAUCCGGAUGGUUCUUUUCCUCUUUGGGACGUCCACAGUUUCCAAAAACAAUUUGAAAUGUGGACUCGUCAGACCACAGAACACCUUUCCAUUUUGUAUCAGUCCAUCUUAGAUGAGGUCAGGCCCAGCGAAGCCGACGGCGUUUCUGGGUGUUGUUGAUAAACGGUUUUCGCCUUGCAUAGGAGAGUUUUAACUUGCACUUAGAGAUGUAGCGACCAACAGUAGUUACUGACAGUGGGUUUCUGAAGUGUUCCUGAGCCCAUGUGGUGAUAUCCUUUAGACACUGAUGUCGCUUGUUGAUGCAGUACAGCCUGAGGGAUGGAAGGUCACGGGCUUAGCUGCUUACGUGCAGUGAUUUCUCCAGAUUCUCUGAACCCUUUGAUGAUAUUACGGAGCGUAGAUGGUGAAAUCCCUAAAUUCCUUGCAAUAGCUGGUUGAGAAAGGGUUUUCUUAAACUGUUCAACAAUUUGCUUACGCAUUUGUUGACAAAGUGGUGACCCUCGCCCCCAUCCUUGUUUGUGAAUGACUGAGCAUUUCAUGGAAUCUACUUUUAUACCCAAUCAUGGCACCCACCUGUUCCCAAUUAGCCUGCACACCUGUGGGAUGUUCCAAAUAAGUGUUUGAGGAGCAUUCCUCAACUUUAUCAGUAUUUAUUGCCACCUUUCCCAACUACUUUGUCACGUGUUGCUGGCAUCAAAUUCUAAAGUUAAUGAUUAUUUGCAACAAAAAAAAAAAUGUUUAUGAGUUUGAACAUCAAAUAUGUUGUCUUUGUAGCAUAUUCAACCGAAUAUGGCUUGAAAAUGAUUUGCAAAUCAUUGUAUUCCGUUUAUAUUUACAUCUAACACAGUUUCCCAACUCAUAUGGAAACGGGGUUUGUAUUAGAUUUAUUUCUAAAUAGCUAUAGUCACAUUGGAAAUGGGGUGGGUUUUUUUUUUAUCUUCAUUCCACCGUAAUGGUCUAAAGUAUGGUUUUUAACCUUUUCUGAGCCGAGGCACAUUUUUUUUCAUUGAAAAAAUCCCAAGGCACACCACCAGCGGAAAACAUUAAAAAAUGAAACUCAGCAGCCGAUAUUGAUAGUGAAAAGUCGUUCUCGCCAUUGUUGGAUAAAAAUUCAAAGCAUAACCAAGCAUGCAUCGUUCUAGCUGAAAGUAGGUGUGCUGUCACCACCUGUCACAUCACACCCUGACUUUUUUUGCUGUUUUCCUGUGUGUAGUGUUUUAGUUCUUGUCUGGCGCUUCUAUUUUGUUGUUGAUUGUCAUGUCAUGUACGGAUGUGCAUUGUGGACGCCGUCUGCGCCACGUGAUUUAAGUCUUUGCUGUUGUUCAGCAUUCUGUUUUUGUGUACUUUGCAGCCAGUUCAGUUUUAGUUUUGUUUUGCAUAGACAUCCCUAAGCUUCAGUGCCUUUUGUUUUUUUUGUUUUUUGGUUUAAGCAUUACAUACCUUUUUACCUGCACACUGCCUCCCGCCGUCUUCUGCAUAUUGUGAUCACGACAAAUCAAUCAAUCAAUCAAUCAAUCUUUAUUUAUAUAGCCCUAAAUCACAAGUGUCUCAAAGGGCUGCACAAGCCACAACGACAUCCUCGGUACAAAGCCCACAUACGGGCAAGGAAAAACUCACCCCAGUGGGACGUCGAUGUGAAUGACUAUGAGAAACCUUGGAGAGGACCGCAUAUGUGGGUAACCCCCCCCCCCUCUAGGGGAGACCGAAAGCAAUGGAUGUCGAGUGGGUCUGACAUAAUAUUGUGAGAGUCCAGUCCAUAGUGGAUCCAACAUAAUAGUAAGAGUCCAGUCCAUAGUGGGGCCAGCAGGACACCAUCCCGAGCGGAGACGGGUCAGCAUCGUAGAGAUGUUCCCAGCCGAUGCACAGGCGAGCGGUCCACCCCGGGUCCCGACUCUGGACAGCCAGCACUUCAUCCAUGGCCACCGGACCUGUGCCCCCCCCCCCCUCAAGGAAAAGGGGAGCAGAGGAGAAAAGAAAAGAAACGGCAGAUCAACUGGUCUAACAGGGGGGCUAUUUAAAGGCUAGAGUAUACAAAUGAGUUUUAAGAUGGGACUUAAAUGCUUCUACUGAGGUAGCAUCUCUAAUUGUUACCGGGAGGGCAUUCCAUAGUACUGGAGCCCCAAUAGAAAACGCUCUAUAGCCCGCAGACUUUUUUUGGGCUCUGGGAAUCACUAAUAAGCCGGAGUUCUUUGAACGCAGAUUUCUUGCCGGGACAUAUGGUACAAUGCAAUCGACAAGAUAGGACGGAGCUAGACCGUGUAGUAUUUUAUACGUAAGUAGUAAAACCUUAAAGUCACUUCUUAAGUGCACAGGAAGCCAGUGCAGGUGAGCCAGUAUAGGCGUAAUAUGAUCAAACUUUCUUGUUCUUGUCAAAAGUCUAGCAGCCGCAUUUUGUACCAACUGUAAUUUUUUAAUGCUAGACAUAGGGAGACCCGAAAAUAAACAUGACAAAUCAUGUUCCUGACGUCUACAAAGCAAUUAGCUACCUGCUGCCACCUACUGAUAUGGAAGAGUAUUACACGGUUACUCUGCCCAGCUCUUGACAGCACAGACAAUAAUUACUGGUUUGCAAAGAAUAUUUUUAACCCAAUUAGGUGAAAUUACAUCAUUUCCCACGGCACACCAAACGAUAUCUCACGGUACACUAGUGUGCCGCGGCACAGUGGUUGAAAAACACCGGUCCUAAGUAUCCUAACUAUUUACCAUGAAUUGAUUUACUUGGACCCGACUUAAACAAGCUGAAAAAUGUAUUGGGGUGUUACCAUUUAGUGGUCAAUUGUACGGAAUAUGUACUAUACUGUGCAAUCUACUAAUAAAAGUUCCAAUCAAUGGUGUUAAAGUUCACUUUGGAAACAGUGAGGUGCACUUCCUCCUUUAGACAGUGGGGGGCGGCAUUGUAUUUGUUGGCUAGGAUGUGAUUUGGGACGUUGUAUGGUAAAUGGCAGGGCCGGCCCGUGGCAUAGGCCGUAUAGGCAAAUGCUAAGGGCGCCGUCCAUCAGGGGGCGCCACGCCAGUGCCACAAAUGUUGGAGAAAAAAAGAAAAAAAAAAGUUGGUACUAUUAUUUCUAAAUACAAAAAAUAAUCCCACGUUAAUUAAAAUGCAAAGUAAAGCCUAUUUAAUAGAAAUAUUAUUGGUUACAACAUUACGCCCCCUCCCUUCCCGUAUCAUGACUCUUUUUGGACGUCACCACAUCAAAAAAUCAACACAAGAUGUCAAAACGGCCAAAACUGUCAGGUGCCCAGGGAAGAAAAAAAGAGAAAAGAAGAGGAGGAGAAACGAGAAAAGACAGAGGUAGCAGGUAGGUGAGCCGAACAUGAAAUUAUUUGUCUGUUACAGAAUGUGAUAGUAACCUGGCUUUUUAGCAUUAAGCUAAUGUUACAUGAUUCGGCAAUUGCUAAUCAAUAAAUAGCUAGUUCUGUUUUAAUGUCGGGUUAAUAUUGUGGAGGGGGCUAAAUUGUUAUGGAAAAUAAUAAUGUAACGUUAGGUAAUUACAGUACUCCCCUCCCUUACAUUCCUUUUGGGACAUUUGUAUUAGAUCUUUUAAGCAGGUGUUUUUUGUUUACAUUGUUAUUGCCUUCUGGUUAGCUAAUGUUUGCCCUGCAGGUAAUAGUCACUUUUCCACCCCUUUAUAUAUUAGGUAUAGUUGUAAGUAAAAAAAAAAAAGGUCAAAGACAAAGCUAUUCGGGUUCUUGUGAGUAUAUACACUUCACUGCUGAUGUGGGGGGGCGCCACCUAAAAUCUUGCCUAGGGCGCCAGAUUGGUUAGGGCCGGGCCUGGUAAAUGGGUUAUACUUGUAUAGCGCUUUUCUACCUUCAAGGUACUCAAAGCGCUUUGACACUAUUUCAUACCUGCCAACUACUCCGGUUUUCCCGUAAUUAGUACGGUUUUCAUCAACCUAUUCCGGGUUACGGUUGCAGUGAUAAAAAAUACGGUUUUUCAUUAAUUAAAAACAAUUUUUUUUUUUUAAGUUUUAUUCACGAAAUCGCGUAACAACAACGACAAUCGACACUGCUUCCCGUAACUUCCUAUCGAGCCAUUCCGAAUGCUAUGUGCGAGGCUAUUUGUAGCACCGCUGCCAAGCACGAGGCACCAGUUGCCAUUGUUUCCAAACGAGCGAACGAUCAUGGAAUCAGCCGGAGAAAAAUCGCAAACGAGUCUUAAACCGAAAAGAAAACUGCAGUCAUUCCGUGAAGAAUAUUCAAAAGCCUAUCCGGGAAUAAUUAUCCGUUCCAAAAAGGGUGAAAACUACGCGAAUUGCACCUUGUGCAGACAAGAUUUUUCCAUCGGACACGGAGGAAUUAGCGAUGUAAAAGACCACGUUGGGACAAAAAAACACAAGUCUAAUGCCGUUGCUAAAUUUGGAUUUUAGCCACAAAAAGGUAAUGACACCAAUGUUAUCUAUUGGAAUUGUUUAGUACUGUUAUACUGUUAAAAGUGUUUAUACUAUUUAUGCUUUCAAGUCCAAGUUGAAGAAAUCUUGUUAAAUGUUGACAGCAUAACUACCAAAAUACAGAAG
Molecule: messenger RNA, 7110 nt
Organism: Nerophis lumbriciformis (worm pipefish)
Lineage: Eukaryota; Metazoa; Chordata; Actinopteri; Syngnathiformes; Syngnathidae
Gene: coa6
Product: cytochrome c oxidase assembly factor 6
Biological process (GO): mitochondrial ATP synthesis coupled electron transport; respiratory chain complex IV assembly
Cellular component (GO): mitochondrion
Source: RefSeq, a predicted model, not a curated record